Messenger RNA from Harpia harpyja (harpy eagle), 1293 nucleotides. RefSeq names its product POU class 4 homeobox 3 (gene POU4F3). Lineage: Eukaryota; Metazoa; Chordata; Aves; Accipitriformes; Accipitridae. Gene Ontology annotation, molecular function: RNA polymerase II cis-regulatory region sequence-specific DNA binding; DNA-binding transcription factor activity, RNA polymerase II-specific. The record is from RefSeq and is a predicted model, not a curated record. Gene Ontology annotation, biological process: regulation of transcription by RNA polymerase II.
GGGUGCGGGGGGGGACGAGCGGGCGCGCAGGGGAAGCUCUGCCAUCGAAAAUCCCUCACUUGGGCAGUGGCGAGGCAGAGCGACAACCCCGAGCCGAUGUCAGGGGCUGCCUACCUGCGAGGUGCGCGAAGAUGAUGGCCAUGAACGCCAAGCAGCCGUUCGCCAUGCACGCCGCCCUCCAGGAGCCCAAGUUCUCCAGCCUGCACUCCAGCGCGGAGGCAAUGCGCAGAGUUUGCCUCCCGGCCCCGCAGCUGCAGGGCAAUAUAUUCGGGAGCUUUGAUGAGAGCCUGCUGGCCCGCGCGGAGGCUCUGGCGGCCGUCGACAUCGUCCCCCACGCCAAGGGCCACCACCACCACCACCACCACCACCACCAGCCCCCCCCCUUCAAGCCGGACGCCACCUACCACGCCAUGAGCGGCGUCCCCUGCGCCGCCGCCCUCCCGCACCCCGCCGCCCUCGCCGCCCACCCGCACCCGCUCCCGCUCCCGCACCCGGCGCUGGACGGCGGCGACCUGCUGGAGCACCUCUCGCCCUCGCUGGCCGUCGGCGGGCUGGCCGAGCCCCCCGCCCUGCCCGCGCCGCCGCCGCCCGCCGCGGGUCCCCUGGCCGUGGGCGCGGGCCCCCCGGCCGCGGGCGUGGGGCCCCCGGGGGGCCCGGCGCCCCGCCCCCCCGCCGCCCCCGAGGCGGAGUCGGACCCGCGGGAGCUGGAGGCCUUCGCCGAGCGCUUCAAGCAGCGGCGCGUCCGGCUGGGGGUGACCCAGGCCGACGUGGGGGCGGCGCUGGCGGCCCUCAAGCUGCCGGGCGUGGGGUCGCUGAGCCAGAGCACCAUCUGCCGCUUCGAGUCGCUGACGCUGUCGCACAACAACAUGACGGCGCUGCGGCCGGUGCUGCAGGCCUGGCUGGAGGGCGCCGAGGCCGCCCACCGCGACCGGGCCGCCGGCCCCGAGCUGCUGGCCGGCGCCGAGCGCAAGCGCAAGCGGACCUCCAUCGCCGCCCCCGAGAAGCGCUCGCUGGAGGCCUACUUCGCGCUGCAGCCGCGGCCCUCCUCCGAGAAGAUCGCCGCCAUCGCCGAGAAGCUGGACCUCAAGAAGAACGUGGUGCGCGUCUGGUUCUGCAACCAGCGACAGAAGCAGAAGCGCAUGAAGUACUCGGCGGUGCACUGACGGCGCCCGGCCCCGACGGGCACCUCCGCACCCGGCCCCGCCGCGAAAGGGACGCGACGGGACGGCCACGACCUGCCCCCGCCCCGCCCCGGCCCCGCCGCCCGCCCCGGGACCGGAGCCGAGCGCGGCG